This is a messenger RNA of Rattus rattus (black rat), 1307 nucleotides long. Its product is annotated as phosphoglycerate kinase 1-like. The record is from RefSeq and is a predicted model, not a curated record. NCBI's taxonomy places the organism in Eukaryota, Metazoa, Chordata, Mammalia, Rodentia, Muridae. Gene Ontology annotation, molecular function: ADP binding; phosphoglycerate kinase activity; ATP binding. Gene Ontology annotation, biological process: gluconeogenesis; glycolytic process. Gene Ontology annotation, cellular component: cytosol.
UUCCUCUCCUCUGGGCCUCUCAACCUCACGGUGUUGCCAAAAUGUUGCUUUCUAACAAGCUGACUUUGGACAAGCUGGACGUGAAGGGGAAGCAGGUCGUGAUGAGGGUGGACUUCAGUGUUCCUAUGAAGAACAACCAGAUAACGAAUAACCAAAGAAUCAAGGCUACUGUUCCAAGCAUCAAAUUCUACUUGGACAAUGGAGCCAAGUCAGUUGUGCUUAUGAGCCACCCGGGCCGUCCUGAUGGUGUGCCCAUGCCCGACAAGUACUCCUUAGAGCCAGUUGCUGCAGAACUCAAAUCUCUGCUGGGCAAGGAUGUUCUGUUCUUGAAGGAUUGUGUGGGCUCAGAAGUAGAGAAUGCCUGUGCCAACCCAGCGGCUAGGACUGUCAUCCUCCUGGAGAACCACUUCCAUGUAGAGGAAGAAGGGAAGGGAAAAGAUGCUUCUGGGAACAAGGUUAAAGCCGAGCCAGCUAAAAUUGAUGCUUUCCAAGCCUCCCUGUCCAAACUUGGAGAUGUCUAUGUCAAUGAUGCUUUUGGGACCGCACACAGAACCCACAGCUCCAUGGUGGGUGUGAAUCUGCCACAGAAGGCUGGUGGAUUUUUGAUGAAGAAGGAGCUGAACUACUUCACCAAGGCUUUGGAGAGUCCAGAGCGACCCUUCCUGGCUAUUUUGGGAGGAGCUAAAGUUGCAGACAAGAUCCAGCUGAUCAAUAAUAUGCUAGACAAAGUCAAUGCGAUGAUCAUUGGUGGUGGAAUAGCUUCUACCUUCCUUAAGGUGCUCAACAACAUGGAGAUUGGCACAUCUCUGUAUGAGGAAGAGGGAGCCAAGAUUGUCAAAGAGCUCAUGGCCAAAGCUGAGAAAAAUGGUGGGAAGAUUACCUUGCCUGUUGACUUUGUCACUGCUGACAAAUUUGAUGACAAUGCCAAGACUGGCCAAGCUACUGUGGCCUCUGGUAUACCUGCUGGCUGGCUGGGCUUGGACUGUGGUACUGAGAGCAGUGAGAAAUAUGCUGAGGCUGCGGCUCGAGCUAAGCAGAUUGUCUAGAAUGGUCCUGUUGGGGUAUUUGAAUGGGAAGCCUUUGCCAGGGGAACCAAGUCCCUCAUGGAUGAGGUGGUGACAGCCACUUCUAGGGGUUGCAUCACUAUCAUAGGUGGUGGAAACACUGCCACUUGCUGUGCCAAAUGGAACACAGAGGAUAAAGUCAGCCAUGUGAGCACGGGGGGCAGUGCCAGUCUAGAGCUCCUGGAAGGUAAAGUCCUUCCUGGGGUGGAUGCUCUUAGCAAUGUUUAGUAUUUUCCUGCCUUU